GUAGAUGAGGCAUGAUGCUUCUCCAGACUUCUGUGGCCUUUGCAUAUUCCUGUAAAUUUUCAAAGAUGCUUCAGAGAUUACCAUGACUGGUUUCUUGAAUGCUUUCAGAGAUUGGCCAGCCUGGUUGAGACCACUUAGCGAUGACAAAACGAAAGCUUCUGCUUGAUGGAACAUUCUCCUUGAUUCUGAUCGUGGCUUGUGAAGCUCAGCAACUUCCGAGGAGUCAUGCUGCCACCAAUUCUGGUCCUCUGUGUGAGAAGGAGGCAGAGUCCUGGGGAAACCUGUUAAGCAGUGAGCGGCUGGAUGCCUGGAUCUGUUCCCUCAUUGGCUCGUUCAUGGUGGGGCUGAGUGGGAUCUUCCCUUUGCUGGUGAUCCCCUUUGAGACAGGAGCUGCUCUACGGUCAGAAGCUGGAUCACGUCGUUUGAAGCAGUUGUUGAGCUUUGCAAUUGGUGGACUACUGGGGAAUGUGUUUCUCCACCUGCUUCCUGAAGCCUGGGCCUAUACAUGCAGUGCAACAGCAGGAGAAGGGCAGAGCUUUCAGCAGCAGAAGCUUCUGGGUCUCUGGGUGAUCGUUGGUUUCUUGACUUUCCUGGCACUAGAGAAGAUCUUCCUAGAGAAAGAAGAGGAGGGAUGCCCUGGUGUGGGCUGUGAUUACAAGACCCCUUCUGGAAAGAUUCCCAAUGGAAGUGGCUACCCUCUAUCAAAGGUGGCAGGCAAAUCACAAAGAGCAGAAACAAAUUCAACUCAGUGUAACGGCUCUUCUCUCCAAUCUUGUCGAACAGACAACAGAAUCAAGAUUAGUGGGUACCUCAAUUUGCUGGCCAACACCAUUGAUAACUUUACUCAUGGCCUGGCAGUAGCAGCCAGCUUCCUGGUUAGCAGAAAGGUUGGGUUCCUAACCACGAUGGCCAUUCUCCUCCAUGAAAUACCACAUGAGGUUGGGGACUUUGCAAUCCUACUGCGGGCUGGGUUUGACCGCUGGAGUGCAGCCAAGAUGCAGCUUUCUACAGCUCUGGGAGGAAUUGUAGGAGCCUGCUUUGCAAUAUGUGCACAGUCACCAAAAGGAGCAGGGGAAACUGUAGCCUGGAUCCUCCCAUUCACUUCUGGAGGAUUUCUGUAUAUUGCCUUGGUAAAUGUUGUGCCUGAUCUUCUGGAGGAAAAGAACCCAUGGAACUCCCUGCAGCAAGUUCUGCUCCUGUGUACAGGCAUUACAGUCAUGGUGCUACUUGCUCACAACUGACUGACUUCUUCACAGACCUCAUGAUGCCUCCCAGAGCUACCACAGAGUCUCUGAGAUGUUACAAAGCAAUAAGGAACACUAGUGUUACUUCCUAUGUGCGUGUGUGCAGAUCUGGCUGCUAGUGUGAGAAGCAGGUGAGAGAGGAGGUCUGGGUGUGUAAGACCUGGCUCUCCCAUCCCUGUUCUGCUAAAAUCCCACACAUUGGGGCUUCCAUUAUAUUUUUUAAUGGAGCAAACAGUGAGAAGAAUGAACUGAACAAAUGCUUCGCUGAGAAUGGAUGACGUUUCAUUUGGUUCAUUCUAGUGGAACUGCACCUCCCAAGGUCUUCUGUGAAAACAACGAAGGUGGUUCUUGCAGCUGAUGAAGAGGAACUUAUUCUACCACUCUAAGGGCUGGAGACAGAACAGGGAUGGCAAAGCAACAGUAACCCAACAGCUUUAGCCUUGGGUAACUCCUUACCCAUGAGGAGUUACAGUGCUAAGAAAACCUGCUUUGUAGAUAGAGAGGAAAGGCUACUUUCAACUUCUCUGGCUUUUCAUUGACGUCACUUGUUUCUAAACGUAGUAUUAGCUUAGGCAGUCCACUUUGGUCUGUUUUGUACUGAUGUUGAAAACAAGCCAAGAACUUGAGGCAUUUCAGAAUAGGUCACUACAGUUAAAUGUCUCAGUUUGGAGAUAACUUGCCUCAACCCUUACCACUCCAACAGCCAGCACAGCCUGCUUUUUUUUCUGAAAAAUGGUCAGAAAUGCUUAUUCUGUUGCCAAACUAUAAGCUCACCUACAUCUGAAAAGAAUGCCAUGUAGCUUCUUCUACUGACUUUUCUCUCCUCAUAACCACUAUCUGAACAUGGCUCUGAGCCUGCUCUCAAGACCCAAUUCACCCAACCAUUUGCCCCACGCCGAUCUCAGAGUCUUCCUUAGAUGGAAUGGUUAGCAUGUUAUCUGGCAUGCUACUGCAGUCCGGGACUGCCAUGGCUAAGGUCUGUCUGGGCAGUUUGGACAGUGAUUGAACACAAUACAGCCUGGUCAACAGUAUAUAUUCCAGGUUAGUUUUUCCUUUGUUCACUGUAGUAUAUUUAAGGGCAUGCUAUAACCAAAUGGUUGAUUUCUGGGCUUCGUACCUCAUAGUGGAGUUAGUCUGCUGGAGAUGAACGGAUAAGAAAUAAUACUGCUGGCUCUUUAAACAAGGGCCACAGCAGCAGGGAAUGCUGGAGAGAGGGUGAAAUGGAAAGGGUGAAAGUGCUGAUGGAAAGAAUGGGUCUGGAAAAGCUGUGUGGUAAGUAAGGAGAGAAAAUGCAAUAAGCAUGCUUUAAAGUUUUUCUGUUGUACAAUGCUUGGGAUAAAAUUUUUGGCAGUUUUAGGCCAACAAAAAUGAAUGAUAUUUCUAGUGCUUUGCCUGUCUUGGCAAAGCUGGCAGGGCCGACCAGGCCCUCAUUCCCCAGGGAUGCAUUAGUACCACAGAGGUGUGCGCAGUUGCCUUUUGCAGAGCUUAUCCUCUCUUUGCAUAAAUCUGUUUAGAAACUGGUCUGAUUGAACUAGCAGAAUCAUUGAACACAGAACAGGUGCCACAAUGUAAAUUGCACCAAUUCAGUUCUGUUUUUAAAUAGCUUCUGUAAAUCAGUAUGACUUAAAGACUUUGUCUGCAUAAAGCCUUAUCGAGAGGGCUCAUCCCUUGAGGGGGUCAUUUGGUCAGAGCAGUGAGACAGGUAUGCUGCCCACAGCAGUGGCAUUUACUUCCCUGAGAGAUUCCUGAACUGUAGACACAGUUAUUUUCUUAUGACAGCUCCUGUCCUACUUUUCAGAGAAAGCUGGAGAGCUUAUGCUUGCAGCUCUCUCUGCCCAGGAACUGCUAUCUAAAAUUUUCCUUACUCUAGGCUCACAAAAUAACUAGUUUCACAAGGAGGGAAGCUUAGUGCAAUUAUUAUUAUUUUCUUUAAAAGUUGCUAUUCUUUGCCAGCUUAUUUGUCAUUCAGUUGUUUGAAGUCUGAAUGUAGCAUCCACUUUUCCUGGGAUAAGGAUUAAUCUGAUUAUCCUGCAGGAAUUGGGGGACUAUACUAAUCUCCUAGUUCUGGUUUUGUAGUUUUCCCCCACUCUCCCUGGGGUCUGAAGCUAACCGGACCCUGUAGUAGUAGGGCUCUGGAGGAAGAGUUUGCAGAGAAAGAUGUGACUGCUGUUUCCCAAGAUGUCUUUCUUAAAAUUAGAAUGGCAUUUAAUUUAAGUUGAAGGAUUGCCAGGUGAGUGCCUGUGAGUUGGCGUUAUUGCAUCAGCACUGAGUCUUGCCAGGACUAAACCACAGUCAGGAAUUCGUGCUCAGCAUUCAGGAAUGUCAAGUGGUUGAUGCUGAAGAAAGAAUUUGAGUUGUUUUCCUUGGCUGAUAUCAGAAGCCUGAGAGUCUGUAGUUCUUGGGAAGACACCCCGUAGGAGGUAGCAGAGGCCUUAUGGGAUGGGCUGGUUAGUUUUCCUCUAUGUGCAAUGUCAGCCCUGGGGCUAAGGAUGCAGAGCCUUGGGAGGAAAUGGAGCAUCACUCCACCACAUUUGUCACUUUUGGAAAUGCAGAGAGACUAGUAUUUUCUAAGCUCUAUUUUUUUCAGCUGCUCUUUUGCAUUUUCCCCCUUCAUCUGUAUUGGUCUGCUCUGCAUGGAGACAGUAGAGAUGAAAUAAAUGGUUUUCAAUGUGG
This is a messenger RNA of Meleagris gallopavo (turkey), 3917 nucleotides long. NCBI's taxonomy places the organism in Eukaryota, Metazoa, Chordata, Aves, Galliformes, Phasianidae. The record is from RefSeq and is a predicted model, not a curated record.